Messenger RNA from Mytilus californianus (California mussel), 9607 nucleotides. Its product is annotated as multiple epidermal growth factor-like domains protein 10. Lineage: Eukaryota; Metazoa; Mollusca; Bivalvia; Mytilida; Mytilidae. Gene Ontology annotation, biological process: cell surface receptor protein tyrosine kinase signaling pathway; multicellular organism development; protein phosphorylation. The transcript is spliced from 12 exons. The record is from RefSeq and is a predicted model, not a curated record. Gene Ontology annotation, cellular component: signaling receptor complex. Gene Ontology annotation, molecular function: ATP binding; transmembrane receptor protein tyrosine kinase activity. The coding region runs from base 117 to 3206 and encodes 1029 amino acids.
GAUCCGGAUGUUAUACCUAUUAUUUCCUGUAUUUUUGACGUUUUGCUUACUAAUUCUUCUCUUACCUGCUUACUGCCGAAUGAACAGUUGAACGAAUCACGACGAGCAAUGAAAAAAUGGAAUUAUUAUUUUGUCGUGUAUAUUUGCAGAUCCUAAUUAUAAGCAUUCUGAAAGAAGUUACAGAUUCCUGCAGUGAAAAUUGCCUAGUUGGAAAAUCACACUGUGACUCCUCUACUGGUUCCUGUUGGUAUGGAUGUAAACCAGGCUGGAGUGGUGACCAGUGCCAAAAUAAUUGUUCCAUUCCGGACUGUUUAGAAUGUUACCACAAUGAAAACAAUACAGAAAUAUGUGAUCGAUGUAAAAUAGGAUGGUAUGGUGACCAUUGUGAGAAUACAUGUAAUGAUAAAUGUUUGUCGAGUCGGUGUAAUGCUGUAGGUGAUUGUGUGUUUGGUUGUAAGUCACACUGGACAGGGAAGAAAUGUAAUGAGCAAUAUUGUAAUUUUGAAUUUUGUUUACAGUGUGGAUUUUCAUCUGUAUAUUACAUACCUAUUUGUACAAAGUGUAUUGAGGGAAAGUUUUAUAGUUAUGGGGAAAACAAAUGUGUUAAUUGUAGUGACAAAUGUAUAGGAGGAAAUUCUGAAUGUAACCAGACCACUGGGAUAUGUUAUAAUGGUUGUGAAAAGGGAUUUUAUGGAACAAACUGUGACCGGGUUUGUAGUAUUAAUCAUUGUGAUCAGUGUGUUUUAGCUAAAACACAUGGGGAUACAGCCAAAUGUGGUCGCUGCUCUCAAGGCUGGUACCCUAGUAACUUGAUUUGUACAGAGUGUAGCCUGCAUUGUAAUGGGGGAAUCAGUAAUUGUAAUGGUAGUACAGGACAUUGUCUAGAGGGUUGUACGCUUGGUUGGUUUGGGGCACUUUGUAAUAAGCAAUGUCAGAUUUCAAACUGUCACAUAUGUGCUGAUGACCACUUUGGAAAAACUUAUUGUAAAGUUUGUAACACUGGAAUGUACUUUGAUUAUUCCAGUGGGUCUUGUUUAAAUUGUAGUGAUCAUUGUAUAGGGGGUAGGUUGGCCUGUGAUAAAGACACAGGAAAAUGUCCCAAGGGAUGUUAUUCUGGUUAUCAUGGGGAGAAAUGUCAGUAUGUUUGCGGAAACUGUAAAGGACAGUCAUGUUUUGUGAAUGGAACCUGUCCAUCUGGUUGUGAAAAUGGUUGGUUUAAUGAGUACUGCAGUCAAAAGUUCCCUGAACACUGUAGUGAUAGUAAACAGUUUCUAAAGAAUGGCACAUGUGGGGACUGCCAAGCAUAUUGGUAUGGAGCAAUAUGUGACAAGAAAUGUAAUGCUAACUGUAGACCUAGUGACUAUAAUGGAUAUGUUUACUGUAACAAACAUCAUGGGAAAUGUGAUUCUGGUUGUUUACCUGGUUACUAUGGUGAUACUUGUAGCAAUUCAUGUAAUGAAAAUUGUAAUUAUCGUAACUGUCAUCAGACAACAGGAACUUGUACAAACGGUUGUGAAUUCAAAUUUUAUGGAGAUUAUUGUAAUAAGAGUUGUCCAAAGAACUGUGAUCAACCAGGCUGUAAUCCUACUACUGGACAAUGUUCAGGAGAGUGUUAUCCAGGUUUCUAUGGUGAUCAUUGUCAAAUGCCAUGUAGUAAUGGAUGUAAGGGAAACAAAUGUUACAAAGUUCAAGGAGGAUGCUCUAACCUUGAUUGCAAUGAUGGUUACUAUGGGAACAAAUGUGAUGUAAAUUGUAGUGAAAACUGUUUGCAAGGAAUCUGUGAUCGAUUUGAUGGAAAAUGUUCCAAAGGCUGUUUAGAAGGAUUCUAUGGACAGUAUUGUGGGUAUGAAUGUAAAGGUUGCCAGAAUGCCACAUGUACACAAGAAGAUGGGACUUGUGUAUAUGGGUGUCUAGAAGGAAUGGAUGGACAAAGUUGUAAUGAGGUUUGUUCCUCUGGUACUUAUGGAGUAGGAUGCAAGUUGAGAUGUACAUCAUGUAGAGACCAAUCAUGUGAUGCUAAGACGGGAGUUUGUCAGUUUGGUUGUGCUGUAGGUUUUACUGGACCUUUAUGUCAAGAUGAAGUUCCGUUAUAUAGCGGUGGUAUAAUGUCAAACGAGAAGGAUAACAUAGCAGUCGCCACCAGUGCGUCUGUUUCUGUAGUCCUAACGAUAGCUGUUAUUGUGGCAGCAUGUAUUAUUGUGCGUAAAAAGAAAAAUUUUAGUUUAUGUUCAAAGACGAAAAAGAGAAGACAUGAUGAUAGUCCUGGGGAAGAAAUACAGACAAUCCAGACACAUAGUCAAGAAGAAACGAUAGAUCCAGCAGAUUUACAGUUGUAUCCAGUGAUAGUUACAGGACAAAGAUUUGAAAUCAAAUUUGGAAAGUAUUGUAGUACGUUUAGAUCAUCACCAGUCAUGGUCAGGAUAUUACCAAAUGGGAGUAACAGCACAGACUGUGAAGAUUUCUACAGAGAUGCUGCAAUGCUGAAAGAAUUGCCCAAACAGAAAAAUGUUGUCUUUUUUUUUGGAAUUGGUACUAAUUUAGGUUAUUCAUUCAGUGUGUUUGAGCUGUGUAGUAGAGGUGUAAUGUUGUCCUAUCUAAGAAACCUGACAGAAUCCUGUAGAGACCACACAUCUACAAUACUGAAGAGAAAUCUAUUAGAUUUAAUGAAAUGUUGUUUAGAUGUAGUUAGUGGCAUGGAGUAUUUAUUACAUAAAAAGAUCCUACACAGACAUAUAUCUGCCAAUGACAUAUUUCUAGAUGAGAAUAAGAGAAGUAAAAUAGGAAACUUGUUUUAUGCUGUUAAUAUAGAAUCAGAGACUGAGGAAUUACAGUCAACAAAGUUACCGGAUGAAUGUUUACCAUGGAUGGCGGCAGAAUCAAUCCAGGAAUGUAUAUUCUCAUCAAAAUCAGAAAUUUAUUCUUUUGGUGUGUUCCUGUGGGAAGUGUUGAGUUUAGGAGAAGAUGCAGGGAUUGUUAAAUCCAAGUUAUCUGAAGGGGAGCUGUUACCAAAACCUGACUGCUGUGAAAGGUCCUUAUAUCGAUUGAUGAUUAGAUGUUGGAAUGAGGAACAACAUAACAGACCAACUUUACAGUAUAUUUAUCAACAUUUAUCAGAUACUCUAGACAAUACAGAAGAAUCUCAAGAUCAGAUUGAUGUUGUAAAUGAUGUUGAUGAAGAUUACACCAUGAGAUCAACAGCAGUAUAGACAUCUGUAUUUCUCAGCUUUUGGUUGUUAACGGUUAUUCAUCAGCACACCUCAUCUUUUGGUUGUUAGUGGCUAUUCAUCAGCACACCUCAUCUUUUGGUUUUAAAUAGGUAUUCAUCUGUUUUUCUCAGCUUUUGGUUGUUAAUGGCUAUUCAUCAGCACACCUCAUCUUUUGGUUUUAAAAAGGUAUUCAUCUGUAUUUAUCAGUUUUUGGUUGUAAAUAGUUAUUCAUAUUUUGACCUAUUCCACCUAUUCCAGAGUAAAGUAUUAUUUUGUUAACAAGUUUUUUUCAUAAUUUUGUAUUAUUCAAAUAUUAAGUUUGUAUUGUUAUUGAUUAUAAAAGUUAAUCUAGUAUAUUUUUUUUAUCGCCAAAAUUAUUUUCAAAUAAGUUUGUUUUUUUAUAACAGGGUAUUGAUAGUAAUAAAAACAGGCAUUCCUUACUGUCUUCAUAUUGUUGUGACAUAGCCUUCUGACAUUCCAUUAAUAUUAUCAUGAUUCUACUUUUUAUAAUAAUAUGUAAAUUUUAUAUGAUUCUGGCAUUCUGAUUAGAUUAUUACUCAAAAGGUCAACAAGGUUCAGUGAGGCUAUAAACAAAAACAGGAAAUAGCAGUCAGGACAUGUCACUUUAUAUUAGUAAUUGUGUGGAAAUGUUAAAGUCAUACGAAACGAGUUUCUUGUAAUUUUAAUGUUAUCCAAAUUAUUGAACCCAUGCAUGCAUAUAUACUAACUAAGUCCUGUAUGCAAGUUUUUUAUAUUUAUUACAACUCUAUAAUUUAUUAUCGACAAAUAAUAUUUCACUCAGUGAUUGUUGAUUGCAAUCUUAUUAACUUUCGAGUUUGUUGCUGAAAUUUACCCGAUUUUAACAUUGAUAAACAAUCAACACAGAGCAAGUGGGGCAUGUGACAAAUAAUGAAUUGAUUGAGCAAUGAUUUUUUUUUUAUUUUCCCCUCACUUUGGUGUAGUGCAGUGGUUGAACAAAUCAUGUUCAGGUAUAAAACAAUAUACUUUGAGGCUUUUUCUCUAUUUCUAACAUUAAAAAUGCACAUUACUCAAAAAACUAAAAAAUGGGUCAAAUGAAAUACCUUAAGUUCUUGAUGAGUCAUCAUAACAGAGUAGGUGUGUUUGAAAUACAAAGUAUCAGAUAAAGACUGAAUUACAGGCAAAUCUAUUCUUAAUUUAAUAAAUGCCUCACCCCCACUAAAUCUGACACCCCCAGCAACACAUUACAUUUCAAUGAAAAAUUAACUUUAAAACCAAUAAAUUUUGACUAAGAAGCUGGCAUUUGGUUAAAUUCUAUGGUAGGAAUUCAUUUCUAUAUGAAUCAUAUGGAAAAAAAUGGCCAAAAGUAGUUUUUAAUCCUGAAACUUGCAUAGGAAAUAGAUUAUGGUUCGCUUCCUGCAAUACAUUAUUUGGUGCUAACAAUUCUCGAAAAAGAAAUUUUGACACUUUUACUUACCUUGAUCUUUUUUUCUCUGCUUCAAAAUCGCCACCCGUGUCAAACAUAGCCAACACCCUGCAUGUGGCAUUCUACAUGAUCUAAAAGCUAUUUUUCAUUCACAUAUAUGUCCCUAGUAUGGUAAAAGGGUUGAUCAAACAAAUUUCUCAAUAUUCUAAGUAGAGUUUUAUAUUAAAUUAUACUAUAACUUCGUUUUAUUCUCAUUCUAAUCACUGCCCAUGUUGCAUACAGAUGGGAAACAGCAAUAAAUGCAUGCUUUUGAUACCAGUAUCUUUUCUUUAUUUUUAUCUUUAUUUCAUAUAUGUGGAAACGAUUGAUAAUGUAUUUGUACAUUCAAUACAAGGAUAUUUAAGUGACCACUUCCUUAGAAUGAUGCAAUAAAAAAGCCAAAAAAGACUAAUUAACCAUACAUCAAAUUUUGAAUAUGUACAGAUAAAAAAAUAUAUAGUCAUAUUCAUUGUUAAUCGAAUAGCUCAAAGAACAAAAUCAAUAAAAUUCAGUGUAUAUCAACAAAUAAGGGGAGAUAAUUAAGUGUAUAUUUCCUUUAACUCUAAUGACAUUCUAAGAAAAUUGUUUAAAAUUACUACAGUAAACAUACCAAAAUAAAAUAUCUUCUAUUUCUGCAAUUUAAAAUUACUAAACAUACCAAAAUAAAAUACAAUCUAUUUCUGCAAUUGAAAAAAUGCAAGAUUUAAAUAGAAUACUUACUUAAGCCAUUCUUUUUGUCACACCAUAUUGUGAGAAUUAUUAAGACUGCUGCUUUAAUAUGCUAUACAAAUAUAAUCUAGUCCUAAAUUAAGACUUUAUGACAUUAUUUUGUAUUUAUGACUUUUCUGUGAUUUUGUAAAAAUGACAUAAUGUAAACAUACAUGGUCCCUUGUAGUAUAUAUUUUUAUCACUUGCAGUAAAUGUUUCUAUUUUUUUAGAUAAUGAAAAGUUAUAUUUUUAGAUGUUAAGGUAUAGAAUUUUAAGGUAUAGAAUUUUAUAUUUAUUUCAUUUCAUUCCAGUCACAUAUUUUUAGUGCAAAAACAUAUGAAGAUUAUUUUUAUAAAUAAUUUAUCAUGGCAAUAAUUGUAUAAUUUUGACCAUAUAUAUAUAUACCGGUAUAUAUGGCAGUCAGCAGGGUUUAAGAACAUUUGUUGUUCGACCUGUUAGUCAAAUGCGUUUUGUUAAAAUAUACUUUUUCACUUUUUUGGUCUUUUGGAAAAUGUUGUUUGUGCUGUAGUUAGACCCCUCUAACAAGAAAUUUGUUUUGCAUGCACACGUAUAAAAAUUGCGGUUUUUAUCCAACGCAAUCAUAGGUUUGAACGUUGUUUUCAAUUUAGACUUGUUUAUAUUUUUUCGUUUGGGCUUGUAUUAUAUUUGCCUUCGGGUUUAUAUGAUCCGUUCAUCCUGUUUUGACUCCUCAAAAUUCGAGAGUCUAUCCCAAAUUGAGGUAAAUUGUAUGGCUUUCCAAAUACUGUUUCGAUUCCUAACAUCACUGAAGAGACAUUUAUUGUCGAAAUCUGGAUAUGGUGUACAAAAACCUUUGCACCUUUUGUUUGCGGUAUACCAUCUUUUCCGCAAGUUUAUUGUUUUCUGUCUAGUAUUUAAUUUAUAAUUAAGAUCCAUUUAUUACAUCGGUGAUCCGUUUAUUUGGCAAUCGCCAAUGGCAGUCAGCAGGGUUUAAGAACAUUUGUUGUUCGACCUGUUAGUCAAAUGCGUUUUGUUAAAAUAUACUUUUUCACUUUUUUGGUCUUUUGGAAAAUGUUGUUUGUGCUGUAUUUAGACCCCUCUAACAAGAAAUUUGUUUUGCAUGCGCACGUAUAAAAAUUGCGGUUUUUAUCCAACGUAAUCAUAGGUUUGAACGUUGUUUUCAAUUUAGACUUGUAUAUAUAUAUAUAUAUAUAUGCAUAUGUUUUUGCUUUCUUUGAUUCAAGUAUUGUUUUUUCUAUAGUUGUAUAUAUUGUUGUUCAUAACAUAUUUAUUCAGGACAAAUAUUUGUUAAGUUCAUUCAUAAAUUUGUUCAAAGAUGUUGUCAUUUUCUCAUUAGUCAUAGUUUAUUUUUUAGUUUGUAUCUUCAUAAAUGUUGAAUUUUACAGGUAUUGCUCAAUACUAGUAGGCCAUUAAGAUCUUCUUUACAGACUUUUUCCCUGGGAAUGUAUGUGGCCAGUUCCAAUUUAAAGCAAUUUUACCUUGAAGAAAAGUAUUGAUUUGUAUGAAGAUUAAAUUAUGUUUCUUGUAGUAUGUUUGAAUCUUGACUGUUAUGCAAAAAAUUGUAGGAAAUAUCCAGAAAAGUAUAUUUCUCUACCAGAACAUCAUAGAAUUGUUUACUUGAUAAGACAUUUGUUGUGUAAAUUUUUUUUGUUUUGAGAAGAAAAAAUAAUUUUUGAUGGUUGUGAUUUUCUUUCACAAAAUUUUUGCAAUUGUGUUAAUAAGAUCUCACAUUUUACAAUUAAUGAGUGAUUCACAAUAAUAAAUGCACACAUUAAUUUCUGAAUUUAUAAUAACUGGAAUGAGUAAGAUUAGUUUAUCUACAUUCAUAGUUUAUCCUGUGAAAGAAGUCAAUGAUGUCUGUCAGUUUAAAUAAACAUGGUUUUUCAUUAAAUAUCUGUGUGUUAAAUGAAAAAAUAUAUUUCACAUGAAAAAAUUAUAAUAAAAUGAAAAAGGAGGAAUUUAUUAUUUGGAUAGGAUGUUGCAAUACACUUUGAAGUAAAUAAACAAAAUUUAUUUGCAUACUCAACUCACUCUUACUUGUCAUACCAUAGAAACCCUUGUGAAGUGCAGUCAGAAAAUCAUCGGUGGGCACAUUUAUUUCAACAUUCUGAUCCUACUCAGUUAUAUCCAAUAGCCUUUUUAUCUUUUUGCAGAACAUUUCUCUUAUUUAUACAAACAGUUCCAGAUGUGCCAGUGGGUUAGAAAUUUUUAGCUCAUAAAAAUAAAAUCAAAUGGUGUACACAAAUGUAAUACAGUUCAGAGGUUAAAAAAAUGUAGUAAAAAGAGCACUGAUUUUAAAUUGUAUUUAUUAAAUUUAUAGGUUAUAGAAUAUGACAGUAAUUUAUUUUUUAAUUUCUAAACAACAUUUUGUGCUUUUAGAUAAAAAUUAUGUUUUUAAGGACUAUAUAACUUUAAUGUCUGUUUGUAAAUCUGUGAUAUUGUUAUUACUUCCCUUUAAACACUAACCAUUCAAUACAUUAUUCAUUGUAUAUUUAUACAUAUUUUACUGUAUGUGGAAGCAUAUACUAUAUCUUUAUUUUUGUACUUAAAGAAUGAAUUAUAUUAUUUUGAAUAUAUGUAAUGUAUUAUACAUAGUAAUGUUAUGAAGUGGAUAUUUACACAAGAUAGAUAAAUGUAUUCAUGAAUGGAGUCAUCUGAAUUAAGUUUUACAUUUCCAUAUAUAGACUACAAGGUGUUAGCUAUAUAUAUAGUAACCGUCAAAAGACAACAGAGUUAUGAUGGAUAUUAACAUUAUGCAUAAUUGUAGUCAACUUAUGGGUUUAAACUUAUUAGGGCCCCGCCGAAUGGCGGACACCCUAUAGUGAUCAGUCUGCCCGUCCGUCUGGCUGUCAAUAAAUUGUGUUCGCUCUAUAUCUAGAGAACCGUUAUGAUUUCAAAGUUUAUACUUGACAUGUAUAUUAACCAACAGAGGGUAGGGCCCUACCGAAUGGUAGACGCCCUAUAGUGAUCAGUCUGUCCGUCUGUCAGUCCAUAACAAAUUGUGUGAGCUCUAUAUCUAGAGAACCACUAUGAGUUCAAAGUUUAUACUUGACAUGUAUAUUAACCAACAACAGAGGGUGUGUCAUUAUGUAUGUACAACUUUUUUACCACACGUUAUUCACAUCCGGGCCCACAGAGAUGGCUCCCAUCUCAAUGAUAUCUAGUUCAUUUUAAUUUCCAGAAAUUGUAAAAAAUAUUUAUGUUUGUUGUGAACUAAAAGAAUGUUAUUAUCAGUGAAUGUAUACACUUUUUUUAAAUUGAUUCAGUCUGCGAAAAAUAUUGUGAAACAGGACUUCAUUAUUAUUUUUCUGGCAAGGUUUUCAGCAGUAUCAUCAACACCUUAUUUAAGUCUUUUGAAUUAGUCUUUCUUAGAAGGAAUACUUAUGAUAAUUUAUUACUAUUUUAUAAAUAAUUACAUUAGUUAACAAGCAUCUCAAUAGUGUAGUAAGUGUACUAGAUCAAACUCUUGAUCUCAGCUCAUGUGACUUUAUAUUUUUAAAGUUAAGUGUUCUUAUUAUGUAUGUUUAGAAAGAAAUAUUUAUGAUACUGUAAAUUCAGAAAUUAUUGCAAGGUUUAUAUUAAUGCGAAUAUUGCGACUGCAUGAGUAUCGCAAUAAUAAAAGCUCGCAUUCUGAUAUCAGAUCCAUAUAACUGUAUGCAGAUUUCCCCGAAAUCGCAAUAGUUAAUCUCGCAUUUUAGUCCAUUCUUCAAAAUUCACAAUAAUAAAUGCACGCAAUAAUUUCUGAAUUUACAGUACAUCAUUGAUAUAUCGUAUGCUAUUGCAUUUGUAUCAGCUUGCUAUGGGAGAAAUGAGGCUCUGCACCAUUUAGCAUGCUUCAGCGACUUAAGAAUUUUCAUAAUUUAUCAAACAUUAAGUUUUGAUUAGCUGUAAUCUUAAGGAGAUUAUCCCUAGAACAGCAGGUAAUUUAAAAACCACCUUCAAACUUUUAGUAACACCAAUUUUCAAAAAUGUUACAUUUGCUGUAAAGCAACAGAGUCAUGUUAAGGUGUAGGUCCAUAAAAUAGUUAUUUCUUCUCAAAUCUGAAGAGUGAUACAGCGUUUAACCUUUAGUUUUUAUAUUGUUGCAAGUUGUGAUGAUAAAAUGUUGUAGUUAGUUUAGUGUAUACAUGUCAAAAUCACAAAACCAUUGAAAACUAAGAUAUGAACAUUUUUCCUGAUUUUUUUGGAGUUACAUAUCUUAUGAAGUGUACUCCUGGCUAGAUAAAAAAUAAAUCAUAUUUUACCAUCA